ACCGCCGAAGAAGGGCCCUCCUUCUCCUCCCUUCACGCGCGCUCCGCAGAGCCGCGUCUGGCCAUCGCCGGGCGCUCAACGCGCGGCGCGCUCUGGCAGUCCAGGCCGCGGCCCCGGCGGCCUCCCGCGCUGCCGAUGGCCCUCGCCUCGCGGGGCUUCGCGAGCCAGGGCUUUGGCGGGGGCGCCAGCGGCGGGGGCCGCGCGGCGGCCUCGGGCAGCACAGGCUUCGGCGGAGGUGGAGGCCUCGGCGGCGUGCUCGCGCGCGCCGCGCCCGCUGGCCCAGGGCGCGGGGGUCGCCAGGCGCCCCGGCAGCGCCAGGGGCUGGACGACGAGCAGCUGGAGGAGCUGCGGGAGGCGUUCAACCUGUUCGACACCGAGCAUUCUGGCACCAUCGACGCCCGCGAGCUCAAGGCGGCUCUGCGGGCGCUCGGGUUCGAGGUGAAGAAGGAUCGGGCGGCAGGGGUAUGA
Messenger RNA from Prorocentrum cordatum, 468 nucleotides. Lineage: Eukaryota; Dinophyceae; Prorocentrales; Prorocentraceae. The record is from the annotation of a GenBank genome assembly.